Messenger RNA from Arachis ipaensis, 1179 nucleotides. NCBI's taxonomy places the organism in Eukaryota, Viridiplantae, Streptophyta, Magnoliopsida, Fabales, Fabaceae. The record is from RefSeq and is a predicted model, not a curated record.
CCCUUCUUGUGCUCUUAAUGCAACAAUAGAUUUAAACCACAACAUGUUAAAUGGAAGCAUUACUUUCAAAAUUGGUUGUGCUACCAAUGUUGACCUUAGCCAUAAUUUUUUCAGUGGUGAGCUUCCAUCUAUUCAUGGAUUAGCUUCAAAGCUAGAGAAUUUGGAUCUUAGUUACAAUAAUUUUACAGGAAAAUUAAACAAGGAACUUGCUGCUCUAAGGUUCAUUAACCUUUCAUAUAAUUCCUUUGACUUUUCACAAGAUCAUCAUGACAAGCUCCUAGAUUAUUGUUCUUUCCAAAAAGACUCAUUGAUUGGAUGUGGCUCUCUAAAUUUGUCAUCAUGCCACUCUGUCCAACAAAGAAAGUCACCAUCAUCAAAUAAAGCAAAGCACACAAUUGUAAUUGCUCUUUCCAUCAUUGGAUUCAUUCUCUUACUAUUUCUUGCCACCUUGUGUUUUACCAAACAUGUGGCUAAAACAAAAGUUGAAGGAGUUUCUACAAAGAAUGGAGACUUGUUCUCUAUAUGUAACUGUGAUGGGAAAAUUGCAUUUGAGGACAUAAUUGAAGCAACACAAGACUUUGAUAAUAGAUACUGCAUUGGAACUGGUGCAUAUGGUAGUGUUUACCAAGCAAAUUUGCCAAGUGGUAGAACUGUUGCAUUGAAGAAACUUCAUCAAAAGGAAUCUCAGAACCCUUCAUUUGACAAGAGUUUCCGCAAUGAGUUUCUGAUGUUAUCGCGAAUCCGGCAUAGAAACAUUGUCAAGCUUUAUGGUUAUUGUCUUCACAACAGGUAGAUGUUUCUGAUCUAUGAAUACAUGGAAAGAGGAAGCUUAUUUUGUGUGUUGUGCAAUGAUGUGGAAGCUAAGGAGUUGAAUUGGAGGAAGAGGAUGAAUAUCAUUAAAGGAAUAGCAAAUGCUUUGUGUUACAUGCAUCAUGAUUGUAAGCCACCAAUUGUUCAUAGAGAUGUAACAUGUAACAAUGUUUUGUUGAACUCAAACUUGGAUGCUUUUGUCUUUCUUUGAAAUUUCAAUUCACCAAUUGAUGAAUCAACAAGAGCUGCAUCUUUCAUCUUGUGAUUUGUAAGACAGAAAUUGUAGGCCUAUUUUUGCAUUUAGAUAGAUUGAGGAGGAAUAAGUAGUUUUCGUUUCCAAAUUGAGAUUAUGAAAAUUUCUAACACAUU